Molecule: messenger RNA, 930 nt
Organism: Sus scrofa (pig)
Lineage: Eukaryota; Metazoa; Chordata; Mammalia; Artiodactyla; Suidae
Product: olfactory receptor 5M3
Biological process (GO): G protein-coupled receptor signaling pathway
Cellular component (GO): membrane
Molecular function (GO): olfactory receptor activity; G protein-coupled receptor activity
Source: RefSeq, a predicted model, not a curated record
AUGCUCAAUUUCACGGAUGUGACGGACUUUAUUCUUUUGGGACUAACCACUCGUCCAGAAUGGCAAGUUCUCUUCUUCAUCCUUUUCCUGGUGGUCUACAUUAUCACCAUGGUUGGUAAUAUUGGCAUGAUCAUGUUAAUUAAGGUCAGUCCACAGCUCAGCAGCCCCAUGUACUUUUUUCUUAGUCAUUUGUCAUUUGUUGAUGUGUGGUUUUCUUCUAAUGUCACCCCUAAAAUGUUAGAAAAUCUGUUAUCAAAAACAAAAACUAUUUCUUAUGCUGGUUGUUUGGUCCAGUGUUUCUUCUUUAUUGCCCUUGUCCAUGUAGAGGUUUUUAUCCUUGCGGUGAUGGCCUUUGAUAGAUAUAUGGCCAUCGGGAAGCCUUUGCUCUAUGGCAGCAAAAUGUCAAGGAUUGUCUGUAUUCGACUGAUUUCUUUCCCUUACAUAUAUGGUUUUCUGACGAGUCUGGCAGCAACCUUGUGGACAUAUGGCUUGUAUUUCUGUGGGAAAGUUGAGAUCAACCAUUUCUACUGUGCAGAUCCUCCUCUCAUCAAAAUCGCCUGUGCUGGGACCUUUGUGAAAGAAUAUACCAUGAUCAUACGCGGCAUUAACUUCACAUAUUCUCUGACUGUAGUUAUUGUAUCUUAUCUGUUUAUUCUUGUUGCCAUUCUGCGAAUGCAUUCAGCAGAAGGGAGGCGCAAGGCCUUUUCCACCUGUGGGUCCCAUUUGACAGCUGUCAUCAUCUUCUAUGGAACCCUUAUUUUCAUGUAUCUCAGACGUCCCUCAGAGGAGUCCGUGGAACAGGGGAAAAUGGUGGCUGUGUUUUACACCACAGUGAUCCCCAUGUUGAAUCCCAUGAUCUACAGUCUGAGGAACAAGGAUGUGAAAGAGGCCAUGAGCAAAGUGUUCAGCAGAACAUAUUUAACAAAAUAA